This is a messenger RNA of Cottoperca gobio, 1139 nucleotides long. It is a transcript of the gene bcl2l16, whose product is annotated as BCL2 like 16. The coding region runs from base 204 to 845 and encodes 213 amino acids. The record is from RefSeq and is a predicted model, not a curated record. Gene Ontology annotation, cellular component: mitochondrial outer membrane. The transcript is spliced from 3 exons. Gene Ontology annotation, biological process: release of cytochrome c from mitochondria; regulation of apoptotic process; intrinsic apoptotic signaling pathway in response to DNA damage. Gene Ontology annotation, molecular function: BH domain binding. NCBI's taxonomy places the organism in Eukaryota, Metazoa, Chordata, Actinopteri, Perciformes, Bovichtidae.
CUGGGUGAACCAGUCUAACUGCAACACGUACAGACACACUUCUCUGAACCCCAACACUCUUUCACCAUACACCUUCUUUUUUAUCUGUGUAUGGUGAAGAGGAGCACCCCCACACCACAAUGACAGACUGAUGUGCCUCAUGCUGCUUGGCAAUGGAGCUGUUGUCUGGGUCCUUCUGACAAUCAAUAAAGUGGCAAUUAAAUAUGACCAUGUGUCAGUUGGAAGUGCCAGAGGCCAGACUAGGCCUGAACAGUCCUGACCCGCUGGUGAGAGAGGCUUUUCUGAUGGCCCAUGAUUACAUAGACUAUGUAACCACAGGGGGGGCAGAUGGCACAAUGGGUGCUGCGCCCACAUCUUGUACCACAGCCCUGCGCCACGCCGGAGACGAACUCCUCAUUCGCUUCCCGAUCUUCUUCAGGCGCUGGCCUCGUGUCUUCCAGGAUGUGACGGAGAGCACGGCCUGCCCCACACUCAUGAGCAUCUUGGACGAGCACUUCUUUGCCCCCGUCCCGGGGGGGCGGCGCAGGGACCUGGCCUGGAGCGCGGUGCUAUCAGUGUAUGUGCUGGCUGGUCAGAUGGCUCUACAUUGCCAUGAGAGGGGCAUGGUGGUUGUCCUGCCACAGCUGAAGGAGUGUGUUGGGGCGUAUGUGGAGAGGGUAAUCUGCCCUGAGAUACGAGAUGGUGGAGGAUGGAGUGGCUUUGUGUCACGCUUUGGAGAGAAGCAGGGCUUGGAGGGCCAGGUGAAGAAAGUGUGCUGUUGGACUCUGCUGGCGUUGGCCAUAAGCAUCCUCACCUACUUCUUGUGGAAAAGGCUUCCUAGCCAACACUGCCACCUAGUGAGCUAACGAACAUAUGGAAAUGUCAGCACCGAUCAUCUACAGUGCAUCUCAAUUCUGUAGGAACUGAAGUUGCAUGCAUAUCAUAACCAAUGUUCUGUUGAUAAAAUAUGUAGCCUAGGAAGCAAAUAUCUUUUAAGGAGUUUGAAGUCACGAGGGAUAAACAGUGCCCUCUUGUGCAGCACAUUGAUUUUUAGUUUACAGGGCAGUGGUAUGUAUGGCAUGUCAGUCAAUUAUGUUUUUAUUAAUACAUGUAUUAACAUUUGGAAAACAAUCACAGUACCCCAUUAAAUGACUUGCACA